Messenger RNA from Cryptococcus amylolentus CBS 6039, 3693 nucleotides. RefSeq lists its product as hypothetical. Gene Ontology annotation, molecular function: transcription factor binding; rDNA binding. The transcript has 7 exons. The record is from RefSeq and is a predicted model, not a curated record. Bases 1 to 3693 code for a protein of 1230 amino acids. NCBI's taxonomy places the organism in Eukaryota, Fungi, Basidiomycota, Tremellomycetes, Tremellales, Cryptococcaceae. Gene Ontology annotation, cellular component: nucleolus. Gene Ontology annotation, biological process: regulation of DNA-templated transcription.
AUGGCCUCGAACGUGCUCCCGCUCUUUUGGCCACUCGCAAACUCCGCAAAAGAGACGCGUCUCGACGCAUCCGCAAGCCUCGUCAACUCCCUCCAAUCCUUCCAACAGUCUUACGCCGGCCCCUCGAAGGCCGCCAACGAGGCGCAGGAUGACGAGGAGCAAGAGGAUCAGGACAGCCAGAGUGAUGACGGCGACGAGUCAGGGAUGGAGGUUGAUGCUAGCGACGGUGAAGGGGAAGACGGUGGCAUGAACGUGCAGGCUGUCAAGCUUGACCGUCAGAUGAGCAGGAACAAUGCCGAGGAUGUCGUUUACUCGGUGAAGCGAUUGGUGAGGGGUUUGGGCUCUUCACGAGAGAGCAGUCGACUGGGUUUCGCCGUCGCACUUACAGAGCUCAUGUCUCGUAUACCAACCAUCACUGCCCCUCAAGUGUUUUCUCUGGUCAUCAGGAACUCGCAAUACAGCAAGAACAUGAAGGGAUCUGACGAGCGGGACAUGAUGUUUGCUCGUCUCUUUGGUAUGACAGCGAUCGUCCAGUCUGGAGCCCUUUUCACCGCUGGGGCCAAGGCAGAAGACUUUGAAGGCGUUGUGCAGCAACUAGUCGCCCUGGGGAACGCAAAGGCAUGGAUGAGAGAGAGCUCCUGGUGGACGGUGGUGCAGGCGACCCAAGCUUUGGUUGGCAGCCAAGUCGCUUGGAAAGAGGACGCUUUGAAAUCAGUGUUGACAUCUGCUUUUGAGGAGAAGGGUUGGACUCAGGAGAAGGUCGCCUUGGUUUUGGUUCUGGAACAAACUGAUCUUGAUAUCGAGUGGAAGCAGUACCUUGCGCCAACUUUCAAGUACACCCCUCUCCUCGACAGCCACAACCUGGUCACCCUGGGACGCGUGCUCAAGGAAACCACUGGAGACGAGGAGGAUGGUGUUUCUGCAUCUACGACAGGCUCCUGGAAACCACAGCUCCACUUUGUCUGGAACAUUAUCCUCGAACGCUACUUUCCCAAUUCUGAACCUUCCACUUCCGAAAUCGACGCCCCGUUCCAAGAUUUCUUCCGGGUCGUUGUCGACGAGUCUCUCUUCUCCAACACGGCCUCUCCUCAACGCCGAUUCUGGGGUUUCCAAGUCUUUGAAAGGGCUUUCCCUAUCCUUCCCGAGUCUCAGAUGCCCCUCAUAUUCACCCCCAACUUUAUGCGUUGCUGGGUCAACAACCUCUCUUCUCCCGACAGGUACCUUCACAAGGCCGCUCAACAGAUCGCCAAGCGAGUCCAGGAGGUCAUCAAGGGGAAUCCAAAGGUCGGGUUCACGUUGCUAUCCCAAUUGGUUGGAAAGCACGGAAGAACAGAUUUCGAUAAGGUCACCAAAACCAAGACUGUAGAGUCCAUCAUGGGCAACCUGAAUGAGGAAGGUGCUAGGGACUUUGUCGACUAUUUGAAGGACAUCAUUAUGGGUACUUCUCAGGACAACUUGGAUGCUGCUAGAUUAGACGAACGCCGCCUUUGGGCUCUCGAGCAGAUACAUGCCCUCUGCAGGAACGGUAAUGUGCCGAAAGAGGAUGCUUGGAUCGCUCCUUUGCUCGAGUUCAUGAUUGUCCACGGCUUUUUCAUCAUUCGUAAUGUCAACAAGAAGAGCUCCAUCUCCGCUGUGCACACCGUUCCCAGGCCGCCUCUUUCAGAAGUCACCGCUGCUGCGUGUCGCGCCAAGUUCUUUGCCUGUAUAGUUGAAUUGACUAUCGCUGCUGUCCCUCGGAGAUCCUCAGAGGACACCACCGUGCCCCGCCAACAGGGUUGUGAUGCUUCUGGGAAGCUCUGGAUUCGACGAGUUGUUGACACCAUCGCCGUUCUGGAGAAAGACAAGAAGCAUGUCGAGGUUCUGACCGAUGCCGAUGAUGAAAUCAGGGAAAUCAGGAAAGAGGCCUUCAAGAAUCUUGCCGUUUUGGCCAACACUACAAAGGACCAGCAGGAGGUCGCCAAAGCCUUCGAAAUCCUCAUCUCCUUCUUCAUCCUUCAGACCUAUGACGAAGUGUCCGACUCCAUUGAGAAUGUUGAAGAGAUCAACACGGCCGUCCAAACGUACCUCGGCAAGUCUCAUGAAGAGGUCGCCGCUGUUGACAUCUUGUUGGACGUCCUAAUCGGGCUGCUGGAUAAGGGCUCGAGCGAUCUGAGGAACUUGGCCAACCUGGUGUUCGGCAUGGUGUCCUCGGAAUUGACCAAGUCGAGUCUGGAACACUUGGCUGCCCAACUCGAACAGUCUGCUGCGGAAGCUGCUGCUGAUGGUCAUUCGGACGAGGAAGCCGAAGAUGACGAGGGCUCUUCUGACGAAGCCGAGGACAACGAGUCCGAGUCUGACGAAGAUGACGCCGAAGUGGACGACGAAGAGAUGGGUGAUGUCGACCCCGAAUUCCGAAAGCGAGUCGCCGAGGCCCUUCAAGUGUCUGGCAUGGGUGGCGACGGCGAAGAGGAUGGCAAAUUGGAGGCUGAUUCUGAGGAUGACGAGGUCUGGGACGAUGAGCAGAUGAUAAAGGUAGAUGAGCAAUUGGCGAAAGUGUUCAAGGAGAGAGCCACGGCCUCCUCCAAGAAUGAUAAGAAGCAGAAUUUGACCGAGUCCAUCCAUUUCAAGAACAGGGUUCUCGAUUUCUAUGACACUUACGCCAAGCGUCAAUCCACCAACCCUCUCAUCUUGCAGGUGGUCUUAACACUUCUCAAGCUCAUCAGAGAGGGCGGAGUCUCUGAGGCUGAAGUCGCCAACAAGGCUGCUGGAAUCCUUCGAGGCAAGUUCAACAAGCCGAAAGACAUUCCCUCCACGGCCGACAUCUCAACGGCGACCACUAUCCUCAACGACAUACACGCAAUGGCUCAAAAGGCCCACUCUGCCGAGUUUUCCAACCUGUGCAGUCUGGCAUCAUUGUUUGUCGCUCGAGUUGUCGACGCCUCCACUUCCGGCUCAAAGUCUUCGCCUGUGGUUGAUGCCUACAGAUCAACUCUUAAAGACUUUGUCACCCGCAAAGCUUCUCUUGUCCAUCCCCCAUUCAUACUCGAUUUCAUCAAGAGAUUCCCACUCCAAGGCUUCGCACUCUCCCCCGACCUUAUCUCUUUCGUCGCUCCCGGUGUUGCCGUGAACUCUUUCCGACAAGUCCAGGUCUACAGUGCUUUGCAGACCCUUGCUCAGCACCUACCCGUCAUCUCCAAGACCGUGCCCGCAUCUGACGUGGCGACUUUCGUCAACGAUGCCAGUAGUAGAGUCUUCACCACUCUUGAAGCUGCCUCCACUGCCGACUCUGACUCCAAGGAGUCCCUCAACGCGCAGAGGCUCAAAGACGUCGUGAAGUUUGCCCUCCAGCUUGCGAGAAAUAGCAAAAUCGUGGGAGUACAGUGGGAUGUGAAGCGAGUUGAGGCAGUUGGCUCGCAGUUGAAGAGCGGGGAUAGGACAAAGGAGAUGAAGGGGGUGCACAACAUGUGGGGACAACUAGAAGGCAUACUUGGUAAUAAGAAGGCGGAGAAGAGCAAGUCGAAGCCUAAACACUCUGAGGGCGACGAGAUGGACGUCGACUCGGAACGGAAAGUAGCGGAGACCAGCAACGGCAAGGCCAAGAAGUCCAAGAGAUCUUCCGAUGCUGCUGCUGAGGAUGACAAGCCAAAGAAGAGAAAGGCAGAGGAAGGGGCCGAGAAGAAGAAGAAGUCAAAACCCAAGGCCUCCUCAUCAUGA